AUGCAGCCUUCAUCCCGUGUGGCUAUCAUUGGCGGUGGUUUAGCUGGGCUUGCAGCUGCGAGAACUCUUCAAGAGAAAGGCGUAGACUAUGUGCUUUUUGAAGGGACAAAUCUGCUGGGUGGACGUGUCAGAAAUCUUCCAUACCGCUCUGGCUAUAUCCAACUCGGCGCCCAGUUCAUCAAUGGGAAGAAAAAUUUGAUGUAUGAGAUCGCCACCGCACUCAAAUUGCCUAUACAAGAUCUCAAAGAGUUUCGCACUUUCUCAAAUAAAAUGUCGGCAAAAUUCGACUUAGGUGAAGCGAAUUUGGCAACUCAAACUUUGGCUCAAGUUUUCACUCCAGCAUACGAAAAAUGGCUUCAACAGAAUGAAACUCGUCUCUCAAAACGUGUCGUCUUCGAUCGAUUGGCGCAAUUGUACGCGACUUAUUAUGAAACGGAAUGGAGUGGGCCAUUUGAUCGGAUAGCCAUCCAGAACUUUGCUGAAUGGGAUGAUUACGGAGACGGGACCGAGUAUGCGUUAGGUCCUUUGGGUUUCAAGGCUAUUCUCGACAACAUCAAAACCAAUGUCAAUGAGGUGAACGUUCGCUACAAUUCGACAGUGCAAAAGAUUGACUACAGUGGCGCCAAGGCUCGCCUCACUUUAUCGACCGCUCCCAUCGAUCAAUCACUUCUCUUCGACUAUGUGAUUGUCACUUGUUCUCUCGGACAUCUCAAGAGAUUUGCUUCAUCUCUUUUCACGCCUCUUUUACCGUCAAUGAAACAAGAAGCCAUUCAGAAAUUGGGAAUGGGCAAUAUGAUGAAAGUUUUUCUUGAAUACGAGAAAGAUUGGUGGAAAGAAGAUUCAAUCUUGGUCAUCACCGAUUCGAGAAACACCGACACUCGAUCGGUGACGAAAAACACUUUCCGUGUGUUCACCCCGUUGGAAUGGGAAAGGAAUAUGUUGAUUUGUUGGCUAGCUGGUGAUGGACCGAGUUUAAUCUCGAAUCUCGAUGAUGCAACACUCGCUCAAAUGAUGACAGAAAGACUUCGCGAAGGACUCAAUAAUCAAACAAUUCCACUUCCUAAAAGUGUCAUCAGAAUGAACUGGUCCUCGAAUCCCCUCUUCCUCGGCUCUUACUCGUUCAUCACUCCCGAGGCGGCCACUUUAGGUGAUGGAGAUCCAUACUCGAUUAUGGCGGAACCUGUGAGAAAUGCGGGAACUGGGAAAGCUCAAAUCCUUUUCGCUGGUGAAGCGACCCAUUCAAAUCUCUAUCAAACAACCUCUGGAGCCUAUCUCUCUGGGCAACGUGAGGCGAAGAGAAUCCUCAAACUUGAAAGAAUCAAA
Molecule: messenger RNA, 1323 nt
Organism: Mesorhabditis belari
Lineage: Eukaryota; Metazoa; Nematoda; Chromadorea; Rhabditida; Rhabditidae
Source: the annotation of a GenBank genome assembly